AUAUCUCUCGAUUUUUUCUAGUAGUCAUCGCGCUGACCGUCAAAUUGUUUGGUGUUUUUGUGAAUCUUAAACGGUGUCCUCGAAUUGUAAUUUUCCCCUAAAAAUUCUCUAUUGUGAUAUUGGUUGUAGUUGAGAUUUAAUGUGAUGUAGUUUCUGAAACAACUUUUGAGUUACCUAGUUGACUGGAUUUAUUGUUAGAUGUAUGAUAGUUUGCAAUAGUUUAAUUUCGUUUAUGGAAUGUUACUAAUCAGCAGGGAAAAAUUUCGAAAAAUGUCUUUAAAAAAACAUUGAUUCUUAAAUAGCUUAUUGUUACAAUGUCGUUUAUGGUGAAGAAAAAACGUUAUAAGUUUACAGUAAAUCUUUGCUUGGAAGAUUUGACUGCUGUACCAUUUGUUAAUGCUGUAUUAUUUGCUAAAGUGCGAUUACUAGAUGGUGGAAACUUUAGUGAUACCUCAUCCAGAGAAGAGGUUCGUGAUCAUGCAGUACGAUGGGGCGCCCAAUUUGAAUUUAUUUGCAAAAUGAGCGCUAAUGCGUCUACCGGAAUCUUAGAUCCUUGCAAUUUACGUAUAUCAGUCCGUAAAGAAUUGAAAGGUGGACGGAGUUUUCAAAAACUAGGUUUCACCGACGUUAAUUUGGCUGAACUUGCAGGGGCCGGGUUAAGCUCAAGGCGAUGUUUAUUGGAAGGAUACGAUAAUCGACAUCACCGCCAAGACAACUCAAUGCUUCGAAUAACUGUUUCCAUGAAUAUGUUAUCUGGAGAUAUUUUAUUUAAAGCUCCAACAUCUUCGGCAAUAAAUCAGAAGAUACCUUUGACUAAUGGUGAUACUCCUCAAAGUGAAGAUACUGAAUUCCAUUCGAAUAGUGGAUUUGGCAAUAUGCCUAAAAAACGGUUAUUGUUUCCGGCAGACAUUCCCUCCAUGAGUAACUCAGAAAAACAUAAUCAAUCCGAGUUAAAUUUAAAUCAUUCGGAACAUGAAGACAAUAUAGCAGCUCAUGAUACAGCUCCUACCACCAAUCAAUUAACUAAUUCAAGUGGUCAUUCUCGUAACUCAUCAAAUACGAGCAAAGGUUCCAGUUCUCAUAAUUCUCAUUCUAGGCAUAGUAGUUCUGGAGAUAGUGGCCAUGUUCGGUCACCUUCUUGGCCUGUAUGGUCUCCUACUUUGAUACCAACACCUGCAACCCCACCGCCAUCACAGCCUCCUACACCUAUAUGGAACAGUCCUCGUUCAAGAUUUUGGUCAUUACGUCAAUUAAAAACACAUCAUCGACAAUCCCCUCAAGUGUGUACACAUCAAGACGUUUUUCAUACGCCAGACAACAAAGCUAUUGGAUUUAGGUUCCCACCAUGGUCUGGUCCAUCUCCACGUACUAAUUCAUCACCUGGUCUGUUGCCUUUAACCCCAGAUUCCCUUAGUAUGACAUCUAGUGGUACUGCAAUUUCUAUGUCACAAGCUUCACCAAUACUAAGUGGGGUUGAGGCGGGAUCUUUAGAUCGAGGUAAAGCUGCAUUAGAACGAAGAAACAAAAAAUCAGCAGCCACAAAUAAUAUUUUAGAUGAUGGUAAUACCAAAGCUACUGGGCGUGUUGAGGUUACCAGGGUAAAUCCAGACAGUCUAAUUGAUCAAUUGCUCAGAGCUACUAAUCUAGAGGAUCAUUCCGCUGAUGAAGAUACUAAACAUAGGCCAGGCUUACAAUUAUUUAUUGCCAAGGAUGGUACAACUACUCUUGGUAGUCAAAAUGUUAAAUGUCAUAUGUCUAAUAGUCUAUUCAAACAAGUUGUGAUGGAAGACAAUAGAUAACGCUAUAUUACUUAUAAUAUACAUAAUUGUUGUAAGCAUAGUGCAUCUUUUUGGAUGUAUGGAAUUUUCUAAAGAUCUUUUCAUACUAGUUCAUAUGUCAAGUCAUUGUGCCUCAAUGUUAUUAUCUGCCAAAAAACUAAAAUGCCAGUUAGAAUGACCACUAAUUCUUUUCAUACUUUAAAACAUAAUUUUGUGAGAUAUGUUCUUACAUUUAGGAUCCAUUCAAAAUAUUUUAAAGGCCGUGUCAGUAAAUAUGUUUU
Molecule: messenger RNA, 2059 nt
Organism: Daktulosphaira vitifoliae (grape phylloxera)
Lineage: Eukaryota; Metazoa; Arthropoda; Insecta; Hemiptera; Phylloxeridae
Product: protein FAM102A
Exons: 10
Coding region: 315-1799 (494 amino acids)
Source: RefSeq, a predicted model, not a curated record